AUGAAGGACGGAGGUAAGAUCACAACUUGCAAAGAUUGCCAUCAACAAAAGGACGAUGGUAAGAUCAAUGCUGCAAAGAUCACCACCAUCAAUGAAAGAAUGACAAAAAUGGAGAUUCUAUCAUCUUUUGCAAUUUCUAAAACUAUUCUUGCAAUAUUAUCUUUUGUUUUGCUUUCCAAUAUUCCCUCUCAAACACAAGGGUAUCUUCUUCCUAAGCAGAAGUCGGCUCAAUAUAACAUAUCUACUUUACAGAUUGGAGAAGCAACUACAACUGACUCUAUAUUAAAAUUUCUAAAUUCUUCAAGAUUUCCAAAUCGAAAAUCAUUUCCAAAUGGAUUUUUAUUUGGUACCGGAUCUUCGGCCCUACAGAUUGAAGGAGGAUGUCAUGAAGGAGGAAGAGGACUUGGUAUAUGGGAUGAUAUAUUUAGUGAUGUUGACAAAUUUCCAUCAAAAAUAGAACAUUACAAGAGAUAUAAGGAGGAUGUUCAACAUUUAAAGAAACUUGGAAUAAAUUCUUACAGAAUGUCUAUCUCUUGGAGUAGAGUGAUGCCAGAUGGAACCUUAAAAGGAGGUAUAAAUCAAGAAGGUAUCAACUUCUACACCAACUUGAUUGAUGAAUUACUCGAAAAUGGUAUUGAACCUUUUGUGGGUAUCAUGCACUUUGACUAUCCAUUAGCCCUUAAACAAAAGCACGGUGGCUUCUUAAAUCGAUCUAUUGUAAAAUAUUAUAAGGAUUAUAGUGAGCUCUUAUUCAAAACAUAUGGAGAUCGAGUAAAACAUUGGACUACAAUCAAUGAGGCAGAAGUCACUGCUAUAUUUCAAUUCAUGCUCAAUAUUGAUAAUGUAUCUACUGAUGAGGCACAACAAGGGGGGGAAAUUGGAUUUGCUCUUUCAUCCGGAAGAUAUGUUCCUUAUAGUUCAAAAUCAGAGGAUGUUGCUGCUACUCAGAGAUUGAUGGAUUUCUACUGGGGAUGGAUUUUAGACCCAGUGUUCUAUGGUGAUUAUCCAACAAUAAUGAAAGAGUAUGUGGGGAAUAGACUACCAAAAUUCACUAAAAAGGAGAAAUAUAUGUUAAAAGGAAGCACUGACUUUGUCGGAAUCAAUUAUUAUACUUCUCGUUUUGCUAGACAUGAAUCAAAUAGAACCAAGAUUAUGUAUGACAAUUAUGACGCCUUAGCAGUUUCAGAAGCUUCUAAUAUAGACGGAAAAAUCCUUGGUUAUAAGGAUCAAUACGGUUGGAACAAUGUCUAUCCUGAAGGAUUAUAUAAUUUUUUAGUCUACAUUAAAGAAAAGUAUAAAAAUCCAAAAAUUUACAUCACAGAAAAUGGUAUUGCUUCUUCUAAAAUUUCAAAUCCAUUGAAGGAUGAGCAUCGAAUUGCUUAUGUUGCUGCACAUUUAAAUGCUACGAAGGCAGCAAUUGAUGAUGGCGUAAAUGUUCAAGGUUACUUUUUAUGGGCAGCAUUUGAUACAUUUGAAUUUCAAGCGGGAUAUUCUGGAAAUUGGGGUCUUUAUCAUAUUGAUUUUAAUGAUACUCUCAAGCGUAUACCAACUGAUGCAGCUAAAUGUUCUACUGUUGAUGACCAACCUAAUCCUAAGUCACCUAUGUCUCAUUCUAGUCUUGUACCUAGUUUUUCUCAACACACUUCUCACAUGUCUCAAUCCACUCAACCAGGUCCCCCACCUUUAAACACUCUAGUCAGGCCUAACCUUCAACUCAACAUCCAACCUAAUUUUUAA
Messenger RNA from Lathyrus oleraceus (garden pea), 1737 nucleotides. Its product is annotated as beta-glucosidase 10. The record is from RefSeq and is a predicted model, not a curated record. The transcript has 19 exons. The coding region runs from base 1 to 1737 and encodes 578 amino acids. Gene Ontology annotation, molecular function: beta-glucosidase activity. Gene Ontology annotation, biological process: carbohydrate metabolic process. Lineage: Eukaryota; Viridiplantae; Streptophyta; Magnoliopsida; Fabales; Fabaceae.